AUGGUACCAAAGUUAUCUUUCAGUGGAUUCCCUUAUCAUGAUAUUAGCCUAAAAAUAUUCGCACCAAUUAUGUUGUUACGAAACCUCAAUCCAAAUAUAGGCUUGUGUAAUGGUACAAGAAUCAUGGUCACGUACCUGUCCACUUAUGUAAUCAAGGAACUGAUCAUGGGUGGCACAUAUGAUGGGUCAGUAGUUGCCAUACCGAGAAUUGUUGUCAACAUAAAUGAUCAUAAUUGGCCUUUCGUGCUAAAGAGGAGACAGUUUCCUAUUCGUCUUUGUUACGCCAUGACAAUCAACAAGAGUCAAGGACAAACAUUGGAUCGUGUGGGCGUCUUCCUUCCGAAGCCGGUGUUCAGCCAUGGCCAAUUAUAUGUUGCUGUUUCUAGAGUUAGAUCAGCUGAUGGCCUGAAGUUUCUCAUUCAAAACGAAGACCAUAUUCAUGCAGGCUACACAAGGAACAUUGUUUAUGCAGAAACAUUUGAUACCCUUGGCGGUGCAUCAUGCUCUGUUGUACCAGCUACUGGAAGGUGUGUUGCAGCAUUGUUUCGAUACUACCUUUUCUCUUGGGAGAUUACUUCAGCGAGUACUUUUCAUUGUUAA
Messenger RNA from Linum tenue, 600 nucleotides. NCBI's taxonomy places the organism in Eukaryota, Viridiplantae, Streptophyta, Magnoliopsida, Malpighiales, Linaceae. The record is from the annotation of a GenBank genome assembly.